Messenger RNA from Closterium sp. NIES-65, 579 nucleotides. The record is from the annotation of a GenBank genome assembly. NCBI's taxonomy places the organism in Eukaryota, Viridiplantae, Streptophyta, Zygnematophyceae, Desmidiales, Closteriaceae.
AUGACAAGUCGCGCCGCUCUUGCGGCCCCAGCAUACGCCACGGCGGUCGGCGUCGCGUGCGUUUCUGUCAUCAAUAAUAGUACUAAAGUGGCUCAUAUUUGCACGAAUAAAGCCGCGCGUCGCGUAUACGAGGCGUCGCGAAAGCGGACCGUUACUAGUUUAGCGCCGUUUAGACUCGUCCGCGAGGAACGGAGAGGAUCAACGCGAUUGAUCGCAGCGGCAGCAGCCGACGGACCCGCAGCCUCUGCAGAUGUGACUGAAGCGGAUGUGAGUGAAGCGGAUGCUGCAGCGGUGGAGGCGGCGGCGUGGGAGAUUCUGGACGACUUUAACCGACGAGACGUGCGCGGCGAACCGCAGGUCUCCCUGGCAACCCCAGGGGGCAUUGCCGCCCUCAAGGCCUCUCUGCUGCUAGCCGCCAAGGCCGCACUACGAGACGAAACCGCCCGCCCGCUGCUUGGCAUCUGCUGCGGCAGUGUGGAGGAGGGCUUUGCCGCCCUCCGCCAGUACCUGCUGGCCCUCGGCUGUGCUGACCCCGUGAGUGCCGGUUACCCCAUUACCCUGUUACCCUGUUGUUACUGA